UUUCUCCUUGGAGAUGUGAAAGGUGAAGCCAAGAACAGCAUUACUGACUCACAAAUGGAUGAUGUUGAAGUCGUUUAUACAAUCGAUAUACAGAAGCAUAUUCCAUGCUACCAGUUGUUCAGCUUUUAUAAUUCUGCAGGAGAACUGAAUGAACUUGCCCUGAAGAAAAUACUGUCAGGCUGUAAGAAGAGUGUAAUAGGAUGGUACAAAUUCAGACGUAACACAGACCAGACCAUGACAUUCCGGGAGAGACUUCUUCAUAAGAAUUUACAGUCACACCUAUCAAAUCAGGGCCUUGUAUUCCUUUUAUUAACCUCCAGCGUGAUGACAGAAAGUUGUUCUACUUACAGACUGGAACACGCCUUACAUCGGCCGCAAGAAGGUCUUUUCCAGAAAGUUCCUUUGGUGGUUACCAACUUGGGUAUGGCUGAACAGCAGGGUUACAGAACAGUGUCUGGUUCCUGCGUAUCUUCUGGUUUUGUGAGAGCAGUAAGACAACACAGGUCAGAAUUCUUUUAUGAAGAUGGAUCCUUACAAGAGGUUCAUAAGAUAAAUGAGAUGUAUGCCACCUUGCAGGAGGAACUGAAGAAAAUAUGCUCUACAGUAGAAGCCAGUGAACGAUCUGUAGAGAAACUCUUAGCAGAGGUGACCCAAUUAAAAGAAGAAAUAAAGAGGAAAAAGCAACAAAGUUGUUCAGGAGAAGACAGAGACUACCCAGGAGAGCCAAAGGAGAAUGUUCUCCUUUGUCAGGCACUGCAGACAUUUUUCCCCAAUUCUGGACUUCAGACAUGUAUCAUUUCCUUCAAAGGCCGACAGAUAACCAAGAACUGCUGUAACAUUGACCACAGUAUUAAUGUCAUGGACAAACUGACUCUCAUGGUAGAGGAAAGAGACUUCCCUGAAGCUGAAACAAGACACCUAACCAAGCGUAAGGUCAGAGGGACCACAACAGGAUCAAAGUCAUUCAAGAAAUCCAGAUCGCUGCAGCUUCACCAAAAAUUACUUCGAGACCAAGAGGACAGUGACCAGGAAAGGAAGCUUACGCUGAGCAGCACUGAAACAGAUGAGGACGUGUUGGAAAAAAUUAGAGACACAAAUGAAUACCCACACUCUCCUACUUUCUGAUCUGUUCAUGGUUUGUCCAGAUGACUUUGCACCAAAAGCUACUGCCAGCAUAUUCAAGUGACAUACCAAUUUAUAGCACUGCAGGGAUAAAAA
This is a messenger RNA of Cariama cristata (Red-legged seriema), 1218 nucleotides long. It is a transcript of the gene ABRAXAS1, whose product is annotated as family with sequence similarity 175, member A. The record is from RefSeq and is a predicted model, not a curated record. The transcript is spliced from 8 exons. NCBI's taxonomy places the organism in Eukaryota, Metazoa, Chordata, Aves, Cariamiformes, Cariamidae. Bases 55 to 1125 code for a protein of 356 amino acids. Gene Ontology annotation, molecular function: polyubiquitin modification-dependent protein binding; microtubule binding. Gene Ontology annotation, biological process: mitotic spindle assembly; attachment of spindle microtubules to kinetochore; protein K63-linked deubiquitination. Gene Ontology annotation, cellular component: nucleus.